Rotaria sp. Silwood2 is the source of this 537-nucleotide messenger RNA. Lineage: Eukaryota; Metazoa; Rotifera; Eurotatoria; Philodinida; Philodinidae. The record is from the annotation of a GenBank genome assembly.
AUGCAUAUUUUCAUAUGCUUCAGAAUACAAACUGUAGCUAUUAUUGGUGGUGAUGUUAGUGGUUUAAUAUCCAUAAAAUGUUGUUUAGAUGAUGAUCUAUUACCAACAUGUUAUGAAAUGACUAAUGAUAUUGGUGGAUUAUGGAAUUAUGAUGCAAAUGCUAUUGAUGGAAAAGCAAGUGUUAUGAAAUCAACUGAAGUCAAUACAUCAAAAGAAUUUAUGGCUUUUAAUGAUUUUCCACCAUCAGCUGAUUAUUCAAAUUAUAUGCAUAAUGCAAAAUUAUUAUCAUAUUUUCAUCUCAAACCGAAUCAUCAUCCUUUACAACAACAUCCAUUUAUUAAUGAUAAUUUACCAAAUCGAAUCAUAACUGACUCAGUGAUAAUUAAGCUAAAUGUAAAAGAGUUUACAUCUGAUGGUCAUGAUGUAAUAUUCGAUGAUGGUAUACGAAUUGAUCAUAUCGAUUGUGUUCUUAUGGCAACUGGUUUUAAUAUAUCAUUUCCUUAUUUAAAUGAAUUCUAUUCUAUCUAUCAAAGAUAA